AAAAAAAAAAAAACUUUCCGUUUCAAAACAAAAAAUUAUUGGACUGAUUCAUGUAUUUCAAAUUAUAUUCAUUUUAUAUUCAAAAGGAAAAAAAUAUGAAGAAACGUGUUUUACUAUAUGUAGAUGUACUAUAAAUAUAGUUCCCAACUUCACUCCUGUUCAUCCAUUCUAAACAAACCCUUCUCUUCUCUUUCAUUCUUUUCCCAACUUUCUUUUCUUUUUCUCUGUACUCUUCUUUAAUUGUAAACUCCAAAGAGGGAGGAGGGAGUGAAAGGACAAAAGAAUCCCACGAUCAUUUCCACCAUGAAGGCCGCCGUGGUGGUACUAUUUGGUAUUUUCUUGGCCUCUGUGAUGGCUGAUCCUGAGUUGCUUCAAGAUGUCUGUGUUGCUGAUCUUUCCUCUGCAGUGAAAGUUAAUGGCUUCGUCUGCAGAGAAAAUAUCACAGCAGAUGACUUCUUCUUCACCGGGCUAGCCAAACCUGGGCUAACCAACAACACCAUGGGCUCUCUGGUCACUGCAGCCAGUGUUCAGAAAAUUCCAGGCCUUAACACCCUUGGAAUCUCCAUGUCUCGCAUUGACUACGCCCCAGGUGGUCUUAAUCCUCCCCACACCCACCCACGAGCCUCCGAGAUAGUCUUUGUCAUCAAAGGCCACCUGGAGGUGGGCUUCAUCACCACCGCUAACGUUCUGAUCUCAAAGACCAUCAAGAAGGGUGAGAUAUUUGUUUUCCCAAAAGGGUUGGUGCAUUUUCAGAAGAAUAAUGGCAAGGUAUCCGCCGCCGUAAUCGCCGCCUUCAACAGCCAGCUUCCAGGAACUCAAGCUAUAGCAGCCACAUUAUUCGCUGCCACACCCCCGGUUCCAGACCACGUGUUAACCAAGGCCUUUCAAGUGGGAAAAAAGGAGAUUCGGAAAAUCAAGUGCCGGUUGGGUUCAAAUAAGUAAUUAAAGAGUGUAUUGGGCCAUUCAUUCACUUGAAUCUGUUUUUCAGUUCAUUUAUGGGAUUUGUCCUUCCUAAAUAUUUGAUUUUAUUCUAGAAGAGUAAAUUUAAUAAGACUCUGAAUUUUAUAU
Molecule: messenger RNA, 1068 nt
Organism: Manihot esculenta (cassava)
Lineage: Eukaryota; Viridiplantae; Streptophyta; Magnoliopsida; Malpighiales; Euphorbiaceae
Product: germin-like protein 5-1
Exons: 2
Coding region: 304-942 (212 amino acids)
Biological process (GO): plasmodesmata-mediated intercellular transport; regulation of root development
Cellular component (GO): plasmodesma; cell wall
Molecular function (GO): manganese ion binding
Source: RefSeq, a predicted model, not a curated record